AUGGCGCACGCGGAAGUACGGCGCGACGCGCGCCCGCCCACAGCUCGGGCAGCACAACACACUAGCCUCACACAGAUGUUCAGCAAGAGCAGGGGCAAGACUGUACGAGGCUGUGUGCAGUGUGGCAAGCCGGUCGACAUCUCCGAGUUCCCGUGGCAGGUGUCUGUGGAGUACGUGGGCGCGCACCGCUGCGGCGGCUCCGUCGUCAGCGCCGGCUGGGUCAUGACGAACGCGUGGUGCGUCGUGGGCGGCGAGCCCAUGUACUACCUGCUGCGCGUCGGCACGUCGACCCGAGGCAGCGGCGGAGACACCUACAACGCCAGCCGGCUGCUGUGGCACGAGGACUUCGACAACGCCAUCUCCGACAAAGACAUCGGCUUCUUCGAGGUCUCGGUUGCCAUCUCGUUCGAUGACAACGUUCAGCCCGUGGCGCUGGCGGAGGAGGAGCCGGCGGCGGGCAGCCAGGUGACGGUGUCGGGCUGGGGCAGCGUGGACGCGGGCCAGGGCUACCCGGUGCAGCUGCACGCCGCCAACACGACCGUGCUGGACCGCGACGCGUGCAACGCCACGUUCGAGGGCCAGCUCAUCACCGACGACAAGAUCUGCACGGCCGGGCCCGACGGCGGGCUCGACUACUGCAACGGCGACUACGGCGGGCCGCUGGUCGCCAACGGCACGCAGUACGGCGUCGUAUCCUGGGGCUACGGCUGCUACUUCCCGCAGUACCCGGGCGUCUACACCAACGUCGCCUCGCUGCGCUCCUGGAUCAACGAGACCGUCGGCGUCUAGCCCCUUCUCCUCUUCUCGCCCUUCCGCGUUCACAAAUUUACCUCGCGUUUCCAGGCGCGUGCACGUGCGCGGAUGACGGCGAGUACAGUUUACGACGUAUUCGUUCGACUGUAUCUAAAUGUUUCACUCUACUUUUUUAAUAAAAUUCUUCCGCCGGUGAACACUCGUAGCGAAAUAAAAGAAGCGCAGCAUUUUGCCUCAGACUGCAGAACUGACCUAUAUGCGAUAUAUAUUUAUCGAGAGGGCGCAGCCACUGUGGAGUCUGCGAGUGGCACAGUUAGAGUAGCUUCUCUGAGAAACGAAAAGAAGAUGUAUAUCGCGUGUGACCACAUUAGCAAUAAACUACUGUAAUAUGUGUCUCAUUUUAAAUCCGUCUGUAUAAUUUUCGUUACUUAAUUAAUGGGUAAAUUGUAGCAAAUUCUGCAGUCUGGAAGUUAUUUUAAUAUCUACAAUUCACGCUAGUGAAGUAAAUCAUUUAGUGUUACGUUCUUACUCGACACCAGAGAUGAGGGACUUACCAAAACAGUAACUCACUAAAUUUCGUCGAGUACCUCUCCUAAUCGAGAAGGGCUUUUAUCGUACUAUAGUUUUUCUGGACCAAUAUUUUUAAACGCGGAGAAUUCGGCAAACAAACGCACUUGUCGGUUGUUGUUUACAGGAAGGUUUGCGUCAUAUUCAGUGUUACAUAAAAACGAGUAAGUGGAUCCUCGGAAAUUCGAAAUAAAAAAUUUUGUAAUCAGAGGAUACUGAUAUAUCCACAAAUUAAUGCUUACAACGCCUACCACGUUUAAAUAGAUACGUUAACGUCAUUUAAUUCUUAUUUCUGUAAAAUGCAACACUCGCCAAAAUGCUGCUUAUAAUGCAGAAUUGUCUACCAUACACUAAAGUAUAACUGUUUCGAAUUAUGAAACGAGUUUUGCCUUUAUAAUAUAUGUAAUGAACUGUAAUUUAAAGAGUAAAUAAUUUCACGUUUCUGUAAACUUUCAUCACUUCCGAGAACCAAGAACAUAUAGCAGCAAGUAAUAUCCACAGAUUCAACAGUGUCACACACAAGUGUCAUCUAGUACGCGAGAAGAAAAUGUUAAUAAAGCCUUAAAAACAAAGACACUAAGACCACGGCAGUAACAAUGUGAAACGAGCAGAGAAUGCCGCAUUUAAAUUCCACAGCUGGAUACUCACACAGUGACUCUACGUGGGUAACUUCGUCAUGUCGAUGUAGACGUUUUUCGACACGGGCUCAGCUGGAAGUAAACUGCGUUGUGCUCGUGCACUAGUGAGUUCUACUGACUUUUUACUUUGGUUGACGUUUUUUCGAGUUCACACAAGCAAUAUCACGGUAAGUAGAAGAGAGGCAGCGAUAUAAGUAGUGCUAGGCAUUUACGUGUGAAUGAUAAAUCCCUUCCCUCGAAUAUUUCCCUCCUUCAUACCUCCUCUGGGUUAGCGCAGAUGACGUGCCACUCAUCUCAUUUGUACUAAAACUACAGUA
Messenger RNA from Schistocerca cancellata (South American locust), 2275 nucleotides. RefSeq names its product trypsin-7-like. Gene Ontology annotation, biological process: proteolysis. NCBI's taxonomy places the organism in Eukaryota, Metazoa, Arthropoda, Insecta, Orthoptera, Acrididae. The transcript is spliced from 3 exons. The record is from RefSeq and is a predicted model, not a curated record. Gene Ontology annotation, molecular function: serine-type endopeptidase activity. The coding region runs from base 1 to 789 and encodes 262 amino acids.